ACCCGAUGGCUCUCACCCUCUUUGUCAUUCACAAAAGAUCACAAUAACCGUAACAAUAAUACCCAUGACAAUCUCAUCUUGAGGCGCAGAGGCUGCAGCAGGGCCAGUCAUAAAGAGACAAUCUGUAGGCAAAGCAGAGACAAACAGUGGGCUGCAGAGUGGGGGUCCCCAGGAGUGUGAGAAAGUAAAUACUGAAAGUGGGACACUCCACAGCGAACGGUCAGACAGAUGAGGCUUGAGGUGGAAUCUUUAGCAGCUCCGUCCUCAUUCAUUAUGUCCAUGUGUGAGCAUCCCCACUGACAGACGUUUACAGUAAAUACAUCUCUGUUGCUGCAAACAGGCUGCUGCCAACUCCUCAACAAGCUGCAGCGACUGCAAGCAGUAAAAAUAGGGGAAAAAUCUAUUCUUAUGGGGUAAAAAGAGCAAGUCAGCAGAAAGAAGAGCGAUGACAUAGUUAUUAAGCUCUUUGCUGGCAUUACCAUAGCCAGCAUUUUGUGUUGCCCUUAAUGAAAAAAACUUGAUCAUUAGUCUAAAAUAGAUCUAGAUAUUGAGUAAUGGGAGGUUUAAAUAGAAGACAUUUCACAGGCAGUGUUAGCCUGGAGAGUCUUUAUUUUUAUUUUUUAAGUUUAAUAAAGUUUUACAAGAAAAGCAACACUUGUCCUGGCUGAACAUGUGUAGACUCCUUAUUUUCCUCUUUUUGCUGCGAUGGCACUUUAACUAUUCAUCAUUUGCACCUGGUGCUACAUCAGCAAAUUUCCAGGUUUAUUUAUAUGUUUGCAUGUGUGUGUGUCUGUGUAUGUCCACAAAGGAAAAAUGUCUUUAGUUGGAACCUGUUUGUUAAUUUGAAAAGAAAUCCUUAUAUUUCAACUCCAGUUUUGAUCAUUUGUUUGGUUUGUUGCUAAUCUAACCAGCAUUCAGGUAAAACAUUCCAAACUUUUCAUUUAAGUUGCAUCAGACACAAUAUUGUUAGGGUUGUUUUUGUCCAGCAGAGAAUGUGAAACAGAUUAAGGAUCAAAUCCUCAUUAAAUUCUGGAAAGAGCUGGUUGCAUGCAAGAACUUAUUCAAUGAAUGGUUUAAAAAUGUAUAUUUUGGUUCACAAAGUUCUAGUUUGAAAUGCAAGAUCAAGUUGUUACAAGAUAGUGAAGAUCUGCUUUUAGCUGUGUCAGGGUUCUCAUUCAUCUUAUUUCUACCCCUCACACACACACACACACGCGCACAUACUGAGGUUGACUCAUUCACAUCUGCUUCAAAACUCUUGAUUGUGAAUGAAAAUCAGCAUCAUAAAAAAAAGGAUUUUUGUCCUGUUCGUCUGGAGCAUUGAUUGCUCCAUGUGCAUGCAUCCACACACAUGCAUCUUUUUGAACACUGCAGUGCACUAGUGAGAGGUGAUGUCAUUCUGUCUGCUGCGGCACCAGCAGAGGAAGCAAAGCAGGAGAAAUAAUAACAUAAGAGACAUGAAGGUGGAAAAGGGAAUAGACGUAACGGAGAAAAAAAAAGAACGAGUGUUGGGAGGAUUUGCUGUGAUGGAUGACGCCGAGAGAUUAAUUUCGAUGGAUAAUUUUGAGCUUCAUUAUGAGAAGCUGUGCACCAGUCUUAGCCUGAGGACAGCUGCACAUUGUGAGCCAUUGUGUUUUGAUGCUACCCGUGUUAACCAAAAAACGCUUCUACGCAGGCUAUUGUCUGCUCUUUCUACUCUGAACAGUGUGAUUAAUGUGCUUGCUUGGUUCUGCUCAGUCCAGAAGGCUCACGCCCAACCACUUUCUGUGGGAGAUGUGGAAAAGGAGGAGGCAUCAUUCACUGAAAUCCAAUUCAGCUACAUGAACCUGAAGAGUUGCUUCAUCACACAUUCCUGUCGUCUCUUUAUAUAGAACAAGCAAGCUGCACCUGUUUAUGUGUGAGCCCGGGGUGGGUGUGGUUCUCCUGAAUCUUUAUCUCGCCGCACCACGCACUCCCUCCUUGACGUCAGCUGCUAAUCACACAAACGCAUGAAAAUGCAGAAGUGCGCAGUAGGAAAUCCUUGCCAUGAAGGGAAAUUCUUCCUGCAGGGCUUUGAGAAUGAGUUGCUGCUGUUGUGUAGACAUCUGCAGACUGCACAGGGGCUCACAUUGAGGCAGAUGCUGGCAACAGUUUUCUUCGAGCGGCUCGAUCUGGCAACCUGGACAAGGCCUUGGAACAUAUAAAAAAUGGCAUUGAUAUCAAUACAGCCAAUCAGAAUGGGCUCAACGGGCUGCAUCUGGCCUCCAAAGAAGGCCACGUCAAAAUGGUGCUGGAGUUGCUUCACAACGGAAUCACACUGGAGACCACCACAAAGAAAGGGAACACCGCCCUCCACAUUGCAGCUCUGGCAGGGCAGGAGCAGGUGGUCACAGAGCUGGUAAACUAUGGGGCCAAUGUCAACGCUCAGUCGCAGAAGGGUUUCACUCCACUCUACAUGGCAGCACAAGAAAACCAUCUAGAGGUUGUGAAGUUUCUGCUGGAGAAUGGAGCCAAUCAGAGCAUUCCAACAGAGGAUGGAUUCACGCCGCUCGCCGUGGCUCUUCAGCAGGGGCAUGAGAAUGUCGUAGCUCUGCUCAUCAACUAUGGCACCAAGGGAAAGGUCCGGCUCCCUGCACUGCACAUUGCAGCACGAAAUGACGAUACACGCACAGCUGCAGUGCUUUUGCAGAAUGACCCUAACCCUGAUGUCCUCAGCAAGACUGGAUUCACACCCCUCCACAUUGCUGCACAUUAUGAAAACUUGAAUGUGGCACAACUGCUGCUUAAUCGAGGAGCAAAUGUAAACUUCACUCCAAAAAACGGCAUCACCCCUCUACACAUUGCCUCCAGACGAGGGAAUGUGAUCAUGGUCCGACUCCUGCUGGACCGGGGAGCCCAGAUUGAUGCCAAGACCAAGGAUGAGUUGACUCCUUUGCAUUGCGCUGCCAGAAACGGACAUGUCAGAAUAAUAGAGAUCCUGCUGGACCAUGGGGCUCCAAUCCAGGCGAAGACAAAGAAUGGCCUGUCACCAAUCCACAUGGCAGCACAAGGGGACCACAUGGACUGCGUCAAGCAGCUCCUGCAAUACAACGCAGAGAUUGAUGAUAUAACACUGGACCACCUCACUCCGCUGCAUGUGGCAGCACACUGCGGGCACCACCGCAUGGCCAAAGUGCUGCUGGACAAAGGAGCGAAACCCAACUCGAGGGCUCUGAAUGGCUUCACUCCUCUGCACAUCGCCUGUAAAAAGAACCACAUGCGUGUGAUGGACCUCCUGCUCAAACAAUCAGCAUCACUAGAAGCUGUGACUGAAUCAGGCCUGACCCCCUUGCAUGUUGCAUCCUUUAUGGGUCAUCUUAAUAUUGUGAAGAUCCUCCUCCAGAAGGGAGCUUCUCCCAGCGUCUCUAACGUGAAAGUGGAGACUCCGCUCCACAUGGCGUCUCGGGCGGGUCACUUUGAAGUAGCAGAGUUUUUACUGGAGAAUUCAGCGCCGGUGGAUGCCAAGGCAAAGGAUGAUCAAACACCUCUGCACUGUGCUUCUCGGAUGGGUCACAAAGAGCUGGUGAAGCUUCUGCUUGACCACAAAGCCAACCCCAACUCCACCACCACAGCAGGACACACGCCUCUGCACAUCGCUGCCCGGGAAGGUCACGUUCAAACCGUCCGCAUCCUACUGGACAUGGAGGCCCAACAGACCAAAAUGACCAAAAAAGGCUUCACUCCACUGCAUGUAGCCUCCAAGUACGGGAAGGUGGACGUGGCAGAGCUGCUGCUUGAGCGAGGAGCCAACCCUAAUGCAGCUGGGAAGAAUGGUCUGACUCCGCUGCAUGUUGCUGUACAUCACAACAACCUGGAUGUUGUUAACUUGCUUGUCAGCAAAGGAGGGUCACCACAUAGCGCUGCCAGGAAUGGCUACACUGCCCUCCACAUUGCAUCCAAGCAGAACCAGGUGGAGGUGGCCAACAGCCUGCUGCAGUACGGAGCUUCAGCCAACGCUGAGUCACUGCAGGGCGUCACUCCGCUCCACCUCGCCUCGCAGGAGGGAAGGCCUGACAUGGUUUCCCUGCUCAUCUCCAAACAGGCCAACGUCAACCUGGGCAACAAGAGUGGAUUAACACCAUUGCACCUGGUGGCACAGGAGGGACAUGUAGGCAUUGCCGAUAUCCUAGUGAAGCAAGGAGCUUCGGUCUAUGCUGCCACACGGAUGGGCUACACCCCUCUGCAUGUAGCCUGUCAUUACGGCAACAUCAAGAUGGUGAAGUUCCUCAUACAACAGCAGGCCAAUGUUAACAGCAAAACAAGGCUUGGUUACACUCCUCUGCAUCAGGCAGCGCAGCAAGGACACACAGACAUUGUGACUUUAUUGCUAAAACAUGGUGCCCAACCCAAUGAGAUCACGACUCAUGGCAUGUCAGCGCUGGCCAUUGCAAAAAGGUUGGGAUACAUCUCUGUUAUCGAUGUCCUGAAGCUCGUCACUGAGGAGACUGUUUCUAUGACGACAACAGAGAAGCAUCGCAUGAGUUUUCCAGAAACUGUGGAUGAGAUAUUGGAUGUGUCUGAGGAUGAAGGAAUUGCACAGCUAACGUUAGGAGAGGAGCUCUUGGGGACAGAAGGGGCCAGGUACAUGAAGAUGGAUGACAUGAAAGACCAUGAUGACGAUUUCCUCUCCCCCAAGAAAUCACUGGAGUACGAGAGAGGGCUGGGCACAGCGAAUUACUCACCUGCCAUUCCCAGGAUUCCCCGUGUCUCCCCGGAGAAUAUGAAUCUGCCAGAACAUGAAAUAGAUCAGCAACACACACCACUUCCACUGCCCAAAGAAUAUGACGAGGACUCACUGAUUCCCAGCAGUCCAGCAACUGAGACGUCUGACAAUGUCAGCCCAGUCGCCAGUCCCAUCCACACAGGAUUUCUGGUCAGUUUUAUGGUGGAUGCACGAGGCGGUUCAAUGCGAGGCAGCAGGCAUAAUGGUCUGCGUGUCAUCAUACCUCCACGGACGUGUGCGGCACCCACUCGCAUUACCUGCCGCCUGGUGAAGCCGCAGAAGCUGACCAGCCCCCCUCCUCUGGUGGAGGGAGAGGGGCUGGCCAGCAGGAUUAUUUCCCUGGGUCCAGCUGGGAUGCAGUUUCUGGGACCGGUGAUUGUGGAGAUUCCCCACUUUGCUGCUCUGGGUCGUGGAGACCGAGAGCUUGUUGUGCUCAGGAGUGAGAAUGGAUCCGUCUGGAAGGAGCACCGCAACCGCUACGGUGACGAGGUGCUGGAAACCAUCCUAAAUGGGAUGGAUGAGGAACUAGAAAGUCAAGAGGAACUCAGCAAGAAGCGAAUCCGCCGCAUCAUCUCUACUGACUUCCCUCUUUACUUCGCUGUUGUGUCAAGAGUCCAACAAGAGAGUGACUUGAUUGGUCCAGAGGGAGGUUCACUUACCAGUAAACUAGUGCCGAUGGUGCAGGCAACGUUUCCAGAGACAGCGGUCACAAAAAGGGUCCGCCUCGGACUGCAGGCCCAGCCAGUUCCAGAUGAGCUGGUUGCAAAACUGCUGGGUAACCAAGCAAACUUUAGCCCUGUAGUCACUGUGGAGCCUCGGCGGCGCAAGUUUCACCGCCCCAUCGGCCUGCGCAUCCCCCUGCCUCCCUCCUGGAGGGAGAGUCCCCGUGACUCAGGCGAAGGCGACACCACCAGUCUGCGUCUGCUCUGCUCUGUUAUAGGUGGAACAGCCCCAGCCCAGUGGGAAGACAUUACUGGCACCACCAAGCUGCUCUAUGCCAGUGACUGCGCCAGCUUUACCACUAAUGUUUCUGCACGGUUCUGGCUGGCAGACUGUCCUCGGACAGCUGAGGCCGUCUCCUUUGCCAACCUGCUCUAUAAAGAGCUAUCAGCUGUACCCUACAUGGCCAAGUUUGUAGUGUUUGCAAAGAUGAACGAGCUGCGCGAGGGCCGUCUGCGAUGCUACUGCAUGACAGACGAUAAGAUGGAUAAAACUCUAGAACAGCACGAGAACUUUACCGAAGUCGCCCGCAGUCGAGACAUAGAGGUGAUGGAGGGAAUGCCACUUCACCUGGAGUGUUCAGGAAAUCUGGUGCCAGUGAGGAAGGCUACACAGCAGCCUCGCUGCUUUAGUUUCCAGGCUUUCAGGGACAACAGGCUUCCGGUCUCUGUCAAGGUGAGAGACAGCAGCAAAGAGCCUACUGGAUUUUUAUCUUUCCUACGGAAGUCCACUAAAUAUGAGGACAGCCAACAAGUACUCUGCAACCUUAAUAUCACUAUGCCUCCUUGUAUCAAGAUUAUUGGUAGUGAAGAUAGGAGGCGAACACUGACCCCUUUGGCUUUGAGAGAAAGAUACAGCGCCCUAAAUGAACCCGCUUUGGCAUCCAUGAGUGCAAUGGAGAGAACGGAGCUGAAGAUGGCAGUGAUCGCAGAGCAAUUGGGCCUGAGCUGGGCUGAGUUAGCGCGUGAGCUACAGCUGAGUGUAGACGAUAUCAACAGGAUUCGAGUUGAGAAUCCGAACUCCCUCCUCGAACAGAGCUCCGCGCUGCUCAACUUGUGGGCAACGCGUGAAGGCAAAAGGGCCAAAAUGGAGAGUUUAUACACCGCCCUGAAGAACAUUGACCGUAUGGACAUCAUCAACAUGCUGGAGGGUCACCCGCCCCAGCCUAUGAGACAAGGCUCCCGUGACCUGAACAGACGGCGACACAACGACAGAGACCAUCUCUCCCCUGGUAUGACAAAUGGUUAUGGGCUUGCGCAGGAGGAGCUCCAUUCGCCGGCCUCAAUGCAGUACAGCCUGCCCUCUCCGUUGGGUGCCGAGUCUUACUGGCAGGAAGUGUCCAGCCUGGACUGUGCACCAAUUGCCACCACAGAAGAAGACACCUUAAUGGAGAUGUCCGAUGUUCAGGUUUGGCCCUCUGGCAACAGCCCCUCCUUGGUACCUGUGGAGGAUUCCUCGCUGGAAUGCAGCAAUGCAGAUGACUCAGAAGGUCUGCUGGGGCUGCCAUAUGGAAGUCUGGGCCGACCGGCCAGCCAGGCCAGUGCAGCCAGCGCAGGGGGUGUGGUGCUGAGUGGCUCUAUUGAACUGCCAGAAGAUGACUCAGAGAUGGGAGUAGAUUCUCUCAGCACAACCACCCCAGCCUCCAUUGGGGGAACCAUAGCAGGGAUCAAUCUCAACGGGCUAAACAACGGUCAGGGGUCAGAGGCAAGCUCAGAGUUAUCAGCCGUCACAAGUACGACGGGUGGUGAUGGAGCUGAAGGAGGAGGACGACGACUAGGUGGAACUGGCUCAGAAGAAAGACAUUCUCUUGUUUCAGGACAACAAAGAGUGUACGCUCGGUUGAGUGAGUCACCUGGUCUGAGCUGUGUUGCAGAUCGGAAUGGAGACAGGUCAGCUAAUGGUGGAAACGGAAGUGGAGGAGGCUCUUUCCUUUCUUACCUGCAGGAACAGACCGGUUCAGCAUGGAUGCCUGUCACUGACCCCACACAGUCUUGGGUGGGCACCCAGUCUAAGCCCAGGCAGGCCAUGGAGACUAUGAUUUCAUCUGUACGUAAUGCUGUGGAUGUAGACCCAUCCCUAAUGUCCCAGGAGGCCUUGCUUCAACCCGUGAGGGACAUGGGGCACUCUGAGAUUUUACGGGGCCACUUCAGAGGUACCCAGCCUUUUGAGAAGGGUUUGGGAUUCCCACACAGGGUACCAGAACUGAGAGCCUGGGACGACGUGCGCCUGAAAGGUCAGGGCGAUGAAGUUGAAGACCUUGCUGGUGGGCAAGUAAGUGAGGAACAGUUCACAGAUGAACAUGGAAACAUCGUCACCAAGAAGAUUGUACGGAAAGUUGUGCGCAGAGGGAAAGGUUUGGGAGAAGAAGGGGUUCUGGAAGUGGAGGGUGCCCUGCUGGAUGCCAACGAACUGGAGGGCGAUGCUGAGCAGUACCUGAGCUACGCCAUCCUAGGCCGCGACAGCAGCAAGACCGAUUCUGUGGAUGUGAAGAAAGGUGCUCAGAUAGUGAAAUGUGCCAGUCUGCGGAGAGUUAAGCAGUGAGGCAGACAGAGUGCUGCGUCCCUGCAGAGUUCUCCGCAAGAUUCAACCCCUUCACCGAAACAAUCGUACAUGGACACAUGACCAGCAGCAGCUGUCAGGCAGAAGACCACACAGGGACUGGCAGACAAAUGAAAACGAAAUCCCCCUCCAACACAACGACAGCGGCGUUGCCAACUUUCAGCACGUUUCAGAAGAAAAGGAUAAAGAUCUAACUUCUAGUUUUUAUUACCUCUUUAUUUUUAAGAAACUCUGGUUUAAAAAAAAAAACUAAUCCUACUAGGCUAGAAGCAUGAUUUCAUACAAAACCAAACACAGGCAAAAAAAAAAGAAAAAAGAAAGAAACGCAACCGACAUGUGCUUCCUGUUAUCUGUAUCAGCAUGAGUGAUUGCUGCCGCAUGGCCUGUCUUUAACUACAAAUACAGAGGGAAACACAGGGGCGGGUGAAGGGGGUGGGAUGGGACAGGCAUGCAAUGUUUAUUCAAUCACUGGUCUGAUUUCUAAAUUAACCAGGACACUAACUGUUUAUCAGUCAGAGAAAAAAAAGAGACUACAAACUUAAAUUCCUCUCUUCCUCAACACACAGAUCCGUUUUAAUCCCCUCUCAGUGCGCCGAGCACAACAAAGCUCCUCUAACCACCCAAGAAUAUCAGUGUACAUAAUAUUGUAUGCACUCACAAGCUCUACGUGACAGUGUGUUACGUGUGUUGUUUAUGUUCUCUGAGAUCUCUAUGCGAUGCCACUGAUGCUGCUUUCAUGUACAUAAGAGAUUCCUUCCUCGUUUUAUUGUUAGAUCUGUUCUGUCAGAACCUAUAUAAUACUAGUCUAUAUAUCCUGAGAUCUUUGUGGGUACAAGAACAUGCAAUCGUUAUGUCACUCUGCCUGUUUUAAUUCAGUUUAUGCUCAUUUUUCUGCACCUUUCACUUGCUGUCACCAUUUAGACUGCAGAGAGACGGACUUCUCCUCCAUCAGUUGCUGUACUGUGGGUCUUUUUCCAUCUUUAGGAGGCAGUUUUAAGACCUUCUCUGUGCAGAAGGAAACAGUUUAGAUGAAAGUUUAUGAGGAGACUAAACUUCUUUUCCAUCUCUCUUCUUUUGCUUUGGUUUCGUCCACACCGUUUUGUAAUAAUGUAUCUCCCCUCUGCGGUCACCCUAUCAGAGCACAUGUAGCAGUCCUGUCCUCCUUCCCUGAUAGAGGACAGGAUCCCACCUUCCACUCGCAGCUGUCCAGUAAAAUCCUCCAGCAUUUCAUACCACCACACACACACACACACGGUGCACAUACUGAUCACCUGUCCUCCACUAGACGAUGUCACUCGAUGAGGUAGCUGAAACACUGGCAAUGUAGCACUGAUCUGACUGGGCAGGCAGAGGAGCGUCGCGUCACGGGUCGAGGUCGUGUUGAGCUCUGAUGUUUGUCCUUUGGAUGGCUAUUGGGAACGUAGCAAAGGCAGUCAGUCACCGAUCACUGUGAUGAGAAACUGUAAUACUGACCUGUAACUGUGAGCCUGGCUCCCCCUCGUCUCCAAUCUCUUCUCCUUUCAAUUCAUCUUACGUUGUAAUAAUUCACUUUCUUUGACGUUUAUUCAUGUAAUAUUCAAAAGGAGCAAUAACUGCUAGCAAAAGGAAAAAAAGCAUAUUUAUGUGUGAUAGUGUGAGAAAAGAAUGGAAAUUUAAGGAUCAAAGGUCACGGUCUUCCUAAACCCUAUCACAGCUUCACAGUCUUCUCUUUUUUCAGAAACGAUGUCAGUAAUUUAGGAUUCCACCUUUGCGUAUUUUGAUCCACAAAAACAUUGUUUAUGUUGGUGUGACUUCAUAUCAUAAAUCAAGUGGCGGUUUUUGCACAAAUGGCACAAAAUAGAUUAAAAUAUGCACAAAUCCCUGUAGAACAACUCAUGCUUAAUCCAUCUGUAUGGUUUCUAGCUCGUAUUACUUUUAGAAUAGCACUUUAUUCUAAAAGAAUAAAGUAUUAUAAUUUAACUUUUUAAUGUUGCACAUAAAGAUUGAAAGUUUUGUGAAUCUCAAACUGUGCUUUAAAGAAGUGGCACCGACCAACACAGAGCAGAAUAAUCCAGCUCAGGUUCCACAGUCUCAGUCUUCUUUUUCAAAUUUUGAAUAAACAGAGAAAAUGUUGUCCAAACUAUUAAAAAAGAGUGAAAUAUCUCUAGCGGUCUACAACUCAGAUACCAAGUUCAUCAUCUUUCCCAUCCUACAUUGUAUAAAUGUUUAGUUUUUUUGUGUUUUUUUAUAGUUUUCCACUGUAACACACUCUUCAAUGACUGAGCAUGCUCAUGACAUCUCUGAUGGAAUGACGCCCUGGGUGGUGAGCCAUGUCAAAAACUGUCACUGCAUGAAUCUCAUCUGCAAAGUGCCCAAAGUUUGAUUUUGUUGUUCAUUUGAGAAUGUAGGUGUGUCCAAGCAGUUUUAAAUCUUAAAGACAUUCAUAUGCACCUUAUAAGUUUGCAUGUGUUUCUGGGUACCUCUUCUGUCCCAGAAAAGGGGACAAUUAUGGUUAGGGUGUGGUACUGCAAAUAGUCAGACUAUAUACAUAAACUUUUUGAUUAAUUUUAGAGGUUGAUUUACCUCAAUAUGUGUGUGCCAUCUCACAUGAUGCAAACUGUCUAGACAUGCAUUUUAUCCCGAUGCCGUGUUCCCCUCUGAACUCUUUAUCAGACAAAAAUAUAUAAACCACAGAAAUGUCGCAAUAAGCAUCCAUCUGUAAAUGUUUAGUAGGCUCCACAGCCAGAAACGAUGAAUGUAAAGUGGUGGUAUUACUGUGAGUCCUGUCAUGUGUUGGCUCUGUAUUUUAAUAGAUAUUAGGGUGUUCACUCUGUUUUAAGCUCAGUAUCUGCUCAUCAUACAUUUGACUUCCUCCUCACUUCAUCACAAACAUACAUGAAGGACGGUUUUUAAACAGGAAAGCCUUGACUAGUAUUUGCAAUUAUCUCUUUGUUAGAUGAUAUUUAUAUUUUAUUAUCUUAUUUAAAACUCAUGAAAGUAAUAUUAUAUAUUGAAAAUGUAUUGAACUGAAAGUAGUUCCCGGUCUGUCACAGCAUACAAUUUGCACCAUACAACGUAACACCUGUUUUUUGGUUACACUACAGAGUAUUUAAAAUGCAUAUAUUAAUAAAAUGAAUCAUGAAAUGAGCAAAAUUUAAGUAUAUAAACAACUUGAUAUUAUAUAUGUACGAAUAUUUUCCCAUUAUGUUUCUUUUUGGAAAUGUCAAAUGAUUAUUCUUUCAGAUAUUUUUUUUUAAUUUUAUUUUUUGCUGACUUGCUAAUAUCUUUUACCAUUUUUUUCUGGUGUCAAAGGUUUGAAUGUGACACCUUUGAGUUUUUUAUUGUGCUGCACCUUCUGAACAGAGUAGAUUGAAACAAAAAUAGCAAAAUAAUAUAUGUGGCUUUGAGCAAAUAUAACAUAAUAACAAUAAUAAUGAAUAUAAUUCAUAAGUUCACAUCAGAUUUUUUUUUCAGGAUUUAUUUUACUGGAGGCUAGAAGCCCUUUUUUUUUUACUUUUUAAGACUAUUUAUUUAAUCUUUUCUAAAGGGAUAUUUCAUUCCUCCUACAUGUUUGGGUUGCUUUUACAAGCUGACUGAUUUUAUGACUCCUCUGCUGAUGUCAGGGUUACUGUCACAGGGAUCCGAUUAUUGGGGAAAACUCACCAAGGGGGAGCAAUCUGAAAAAAGGUGGAAUUUCUUGAGGAAUUCAGUGGCUUCAAGAUGACAAGCAUUUUUCCUCAACACAGCCCUCCCUCUAUUCUGUUUAGUUGUUUUUUGUUUGUUUCCCUCUUACCAAAUAUGAGACUGAGCCAAAUCUGAGGCUUCCACAUGGUGACAGACUGAAUGUGGUCAGAAAGGUGUCCGAGCAGGUGCCAGCAGGAGGCGCUGUGCUCACAACAGCGAGGUGAAAACCUGGAAAGCCCUGCACUGAGGGACUGCCAAAAACGAUGCCAUGCACCAAGUUCAUGCAAAAAUAUUAACUCCUGCAAAAACUAGAGAACACAUGUAUAUUCCUUUAGAAUGGAUUGAAGACAUUAUUAACGCAAUAGCAUAUUACUCGAUACUAAGGAAUGCAACUGCGCACAUGCACAAAAUAUUUUUAACAUAAAAAGGCUAUUGAUAUAUAUAUAUAUGGAACAUAUAAAUAUAUAUAUUUACUUAGAAUGCUAUGCACCCUUACUUGUCAACUGGGAUUUCUAUUAUGUUAUGGAUGUACUUUUCGCAUCAUACAGCUGUAGCUACCAAGAGACUGUUGAGUUCUGGGUAUUGCCUGCAAUCUGGGGAUAAAUGGGGAUAUUAUGGGUGUUUUAACUUGUUUUGUUUUUGUUUUUUAUUGUCAUGGAGAGUCAAACAUGAAUUUAAAAUAUACACGUGAAAACCUUUUAACCUAAUCAAAGUCUAAGGGCAUCUAUUGACAAUUUACUCUGUACACCAGCUCAACAUUUACAAAAUUAAUAAAGAAAUGAAAUGUG
Molecule: messenger RNA, 12468 nt
Organism: Poeciliopsis prolifica (blackstripe livebearer)
Lineage: Eukaryota; Metazoa; Chordata; Actinopteri; Cyprinodontiformes; Poeciliidae
Gene: ank1a
Product: ankyrin 1, erythrocytic a
Exons: 44
Coding region: 2261-7999 (1912 amino acids)
Biological process (GO): signal transduction
Molecular function (GO): protein binding
Source: RefSeq, a predicted model, not a curated record